AUGAAAAUUGCAUUAAUUGUCACCUUGAGCUUGUCUUUGGUUUUUGCAACUAAGUUCAGUAGCAAGUACCACACAACAGCAGAAUUGAAUGAGGAAUUAGAAUCUCUCAGUAGAAGUUGCUCAUUCUUGUCAUUAUCAAAUGCUUCUGAUAGUCCAUUAAUUAAGGAAGUGAACAUUAAUAGAAAUCAAAACAAAAAAUAUAGGGGUAUUGAAUUGGGUAUAUAUAUGUAAAGCUUACAUUUUGUUUGGUGAACAUCCAAGAGAAUUGAUCAGUCCAGAAUCAGGAAUUCAUUUCUUAAACGACUUAUGCUUCGAAAAAACCGACCCAAAAAACUAAUAGAUUCUAGAUGAUUUCGAAUUAAGAUUGAUUCUUAAUGCAAAUCCACUAUCAAGAUAGAAAGUAGAAGGUGGAGAGUAUUGUUUAAGAGAGAAUGAAAAUGGAGUUGAUAUAAAUAGAAAUUAUGAUGCACAUUGGGAAAAGGUUCAAGAUGAUGUCAGAUAAGUAACCUCAGGACCAAAUCCAUUUUCUGAACCUGAAACAAGAGCAGUGCGUGAUUCUUUGAAAUCAUUUAACCCAGACAUCUUCUUAACUGUGCAUUCUGGUACUUUGGGAAUGUUUACACCUCACGCUUAUUCAACAGAUGCAGGUAAAUCAUAAACUCAAUAAUUUAGCUGAACAAAAUGAAGAAAAAAUGAUGGACAUUCUUAAUGACAUAUCUGGCAAGUACUGUCCCUCAUGUGAUGUUGGAGUUGCAUCAUAAGCUAUUGGCUAUUUAGCACCAGGAAGUUGUGUUGAUUAUGCUUAUGAUGAAUUGAAAAUUAGAUAUUCCUUCGCUUUUGAAAUCUAUCACGGUUCUAUCAAUUUGGAAGAACAACUCAAGUCUAGAUCCCAUUCCAGUUUCUUAUAAUUGACAGGCCAAUAAUAAUCAACCAAAAAUAGAAAAUUCGAGCACAACAACAAUCAUUCUUGUUUCUUAUAAACAUCAUCUAAAUACGAAAUGUCUAAAAAAGAAUGCUUUGAUUAUUUCAACCCAGACAGUUCCCAAUACGACUGGUAUGUCUAAAAUUGGACAGAAGCCUAUUAAGAGAUGUUAUUAAAACUAGUCUAAGAGGAGAAAUGA
Molecule: messenger RNA, 1121 nt
Organism: Paramecium octaurelia
Lineage: Eukaryota; Ciliophora; Oligohymenophorea; Peniculida; Parameciidae
Source: the annotation of a GenBank genome assembly